CAAUGGUACAGCCGGCAUCUUGCAGCACAAUGGUUGCAAGGUGUUUGUGAGCAUCAACAACCCUCUGGUUUGCUCUCCCCGCUUGUUUAGCACCGUCUAUAUGUAUAUAUAUGUUUAUUAAAUACAUUCAAAAAGAAGAAGAAGAGGUUUCCACCUGCCCUUUUGGGGAUCCUUUGGCCAUGAUCGCCGCACAGCUUCAGAUUGGGAUGUUUUGAACUGGACUGUCACCGGAUUGGGUUCGUCAUCAGCUGGCACGGAAUGGUAUUUAUGAGCAGACAUUUCUUAUACAACUGCAGCCAACCAAUCCUGGAUGUGAAGAUAGCAUUUUGUCAGGUGUGUGUCCCUUACAGGUAAAAAAAAAGGGUUUUGGAAAACAAGUGGAUGUGUCAUAUAUUGCCAAACAUUACAACAUGAGUAAAAGCAAAGUGGACAACCAGUUCUACAGCGUGGAAGUGGGAGACUCUACCUUCACAGUUCUAAAACGCUACCAGAAUUUAAAGCCCAUUGGUUCUGGAGCUCAGGGGAUUGUCUGUGCGGGCUAUGAUGCUGUCCUAGAUAGAAAUGUAGCCAUCAAGAAGCUGAGUAGACCCUUCCAGAACCAGACCCAUGCCAAGAGGGCGUACCGGGAGUUGGUGCUCAUGAAAUGUGUCAAUCACAAAAAUAUUAUCAGUUUAUUAAAUGUCUUCACACCACAGAAAUCAUUAGAGGACUUUCAAGAUGUGUACCUAGUAAUGGAGCUGAUGGAUGCCAACCUAUGCCAGGUGAUUCAGAUGGAACUCGACCACGAGAGAAUGUCCUACCUGCUCUACCAGAUGUUGUGUGGCAUCAAACAUCUGCAUUCAGCAGGCAUUAUUCACAGGGACCUGAAACCGAGCAAUAUAGUGGUGAAGUCAGACUGCACUCUGAAGAUCCUAGACUUCGGUCUAGCUAGGACCGCGGGCACUAGCUUCAUGAUGACCCCUUAUGUGGUGACAAGAUACUACAGAGCUCCCGAGGUUAUACUGGGCAUGGGAUACAAAGAGAACGUGGACAUAUGGUCGGUGGGGUGCAUUAUGGGAGAAAUGGUGCGCCACAAAAUCCUUUUCCCCGGGCGGGACUAUAUUGACCAAUGGAACAAGGUGAUCGAGCAGCUUGGCACGCCGGCGGCAGAGUUCAUGAAGAAGCUCCAACCCACCGUGAGAAACUACGUGGAGAACCGGCCAAAGUAUGCAGGUCUCACCUUUCCCAAACUCUUCCCGGACUGCCUUUUCCCCGCAGACUCCGAGCACAACAAACUGAAAGCAAGCCAAGCCAGAGACCUGCUGUCCAAAAUGCUGAUCAUUGACCCCGCCAAGCGGAUAUCGGUGGACGAGGCCUUACAGCACCCCUACAUCAAUGUGUGGUACGAUCCGGCCGAGGUGGAGGCGGCCAGAGAUCUCAUCCAAAUAUCCAUGCCUCCACCUCAGAUCUAUGACAAGCAACUCGAUGAGAGAGAACACUCCAUUGAUGAAUGGAAAGAGCUGAUCUACAAAGAGGUGAUGAAUUUUGAGGAGAGAACAAAGAAUGGCGUUGUGAAGGGACAACCUUCACCUUCAGGUGCAGCCGUGAACAGCAGCGAGAGCCUCCCUCCGUCCUCGUCCAUCAACGACAUCUCGUCCAUGUCCACCGACCAGACCCUGGCCUCAGACACCGACAGCAGCCUGGAGACCUCGGCGGGACCCUUGGGGUGCUGCAGGUGACUAGCCGCCUGCCUGCGCAACCCCGCCUUCUUCCGGCAUUAGAGAAAGGAAAAAGGGGAGAGCGUCUCUUAAACAAAACAAAACGAAAAAAGAAAAGAGGUGAAACAAUCAAUAUGAAACGACGAAGCCUGCGCAUUGUCAUGCUAGUAACAACAUUGGUAUUUAAAGUGAACAGAUAUAUCCUCUAGUUGCUUUGCUUAUACUCCUAUAUGGCGCCCCAAUGCUUUGGACUGGCUGCGAGACACACCGACACAACCCUUGACAAAAAUAGCGUUUAAAUCAAGGGCGCCCAAACCUUUUCCACAAUAAACCAGUUAAUAACCCUUUAAAAUCCGCUUAUCGAUUUUUGAUUCAUCCUGCCAACAAACUAACUAAUUGACAAACCCCGAAGAUAACAUCACCUGGAGGAGGUUAAAAAAAAAAGGAUGCCAAAAAAAGAUGCCAGUGUCAUUUCGACCUUAAAUCUACAUGCUAAGAAAUUAUUCACGGCUGUUUCUGGUUUAUUUCUAAAAUAUGACACAGGCCCAUAAAAAACAAGCUGAAUGUCUUACCUUGAUUAAAAUGCUCCAAUCUUUGUGUUAUUCGCAAUAUUUCAACUUUUACUCAUUACUUCCAACCUUUUUUUCAUAUAUGUACAUUUUUGCAGGCCCAUAAAAAACAAGCUGAGGGUCUCACUUUGAAACACCAUGAUCAAAACGCUCCAAUCUCUGCAUUGUUACCAAUAUUUCUACUUCUACUCAUCUUUUCCAACCUUUUUUGUAUAUAAUUAUUUGUAGAAUUUUCAUUUUACAAUGUUUUGCAGGCCUAUACAAAACAAGCUGAGGUCUGCAAAUGGCCUAACGCAAACCCUAACCCUGACCGCUGUAGUCUGUAUUUUUUAUUACCAUUUCAUAGUUUUCUCAUUUCGUUGAGCCUUGUUUCUUUCUUUUACCUUUUUCAUUGCGUUUUACUUUUUUCAUUGUGACGCAGGCCCAUAAAAAAACAAGUUAAUGGGCCGUAAACACGCGGUUCAAACUCUGCAGUCUUUGCAUUAUCAUUAACAUUAUUAACAUUUAAACAUUCUCUCAUUACCUUGUCAUUUUUCUAUAUAACGCAGGCCCAUAAAAAACAAGUUUUGUGCCUCACUUUGGACACCCCUGAUUUAAAUGCUCCAGUUAGUUUUGUCAAAAUUUUAACUUUACUUCUUGCCCUCUUUUAGGUUUUUUUUCUGUUAAAAUUUUCAUUUUAGAAUGAGUCGCAGGCCCAUAAAAACAAGAUAAUGGGCACACUUUUUAAACACUUGUUUCAAAGGCAGCAGUCCCUGUAUUAUCAUUAACAUGAUCAACAUUUAAACAUCUCUCACUACGUUGUAAUUGUCUUAUAAAACCUGCAGGCCCAUAAAAAAACAAGUUCCUUGCCGCACUUUGGACACCCCUGAUAUAAACGCUACAGUCUCUGUAUUAAUACAAAAAAAAAUAAUCAACUGUUUCUUUUUACUUCCUACCUUGUUUUUGGUAGGUUUCUUUUAUGUCAACAUUUUCAUUGUAGAAUGCUCCGCAGGCCCAUUAAGAAAACGAACGUCGUGCCACAAAUGGCCUCUUGGCGCGCAUUCUGGACCCCCCUGAUUUAAACUCUUUGUGGCAAGGUGCGCCGCUUUUAACUUUCUCCUUCCCGUGUGACUCCUCCCCUGUCACAUGACCUCUCUGCGGCAGUCGAGCCCCAAACCAACCUGAGUGUGUGUACGUGUGCACGUGUGUGUGUGUGUGUGUGUGCGUGUGUUUAAGCGCAGCUAUUGUAAAUAUGUACAGCUGAAAGACACGCAAAGCGGGACUAACGGCCAGUAUUGUUCGCUGGAAGCUUCUUAUUUUUCUGUCUUAUUUUUGUAGUAUUCUAGACAAUUAUUGCACCUUGGCCACCUGCGCUGCUCUCGCCAGUCGAUGCAUGAAGACUGACAUUUGGGAAGAGUCACUAUAUCCUAAACAUGUGUCGAUAUCAGCGAACACACAAUGACAGGUCUGAGCCGAGUCGGAGUUGAAAAAAUGCCUGCUUCCUGCGAAAUAUUGCCUUUUUUGGGCAUGGUCUCAUUUCAUCGAAAAUCUAAACGACACAGAGCUUGGUUUUAGGUUGAGGUGCGAGCAAACGGUGAGCAGGAAGUUUUAACCGCCAUGCAAAAGUCUUUGUCCACCACUGGCUUUGUUUUUGUGUCGUUAAUACUCUCCUUUGUGCAUUUUUCUAUGGUAACUUCGAAAAACAAAAGAGCGCUGCAGCUAUGAACCCAGCAGAGGGCGCUGUCGCAAACAUUUUCCAGCAGAACGAUGCUUUGACGAGCAUACUUGCCAACCCUUCCGAUUUUCCCGGGAGACUCCCGAAUUUCAGUGCCCCUCCCGAAAAUCUCCCGGGGCAACCAUUCUCCCGAAUUUCUCCCGAUUUCCACCCAGACAACAAUAUCAGGGGCGUGCCUUAAAGGCACUGCCUUUAGCGUCCUCUACUUUUCCUCCAUACAAACAGCGUCAGUCACAUAAUAUAUGCGGGUUUUACACACACACAAGUAAAUGCAAUGCAUACUUGAUCAACAGCCAUACAGGUCACACUGAGGGUGGCCGUAUAAACAACUUUAACACUGUUACAAAUAUGCGCCACACUGUGAACCCACACCAAACAAGAAUGACAAACACACUUCGGGAGAACAUCCGCAGCGUAACACAACAGAACAAAUACCCAGAACCCCUUGCAGCACUAACUCUUUCGGGACGCUACAAUAUACACUCCCCGCUACUCCCUACCCCGCUCACCUCAAACCCCCCCCAAUCUCCCGAAUUCGGAGGUCUCAAGGUUGGCAAGUAUGUUGACAAGACGUGCACCUUUCACAAGUACUACGCUGUGUACGUCCCUGAAGGCAUCAUGUGCAGCCCGUUGUAGUACUUCACAUGCGGCAGAUUUCUUUGACUUUAUCGUUGGAAAUGCAUCUGCUUUGAGUGUCGCAGGAUAUCCUCACAUUCUUGCCAUCUCUGUCGUAGCAUAGCUUUCGUCGGUAAAGUGUGCGGAACAAACGUCCAAUUUCUUGCCACUUUCGCAUCUUUGGGCUACUGGUGCAACUUGAAUCCGUCCCUGUUCGUGUUGUUACACCCUCCGACAACACACCGACGAGGCAUGAUGUCUCCAAGGUACGGAAAACCGUCGAAAAAACAGAAAAUAACAGAGCUGAUUUGACUCGGUGUUUGAGAAAAUGGCGGAUUGCUUCCCAAUGUGACGUCACAAUGUGACGUCAUUGCUCCGAGAGCGAAUAUUAGAAAGGCGUUUAAUUUGCCAAUUUUCACCCAUUUAGAGUUCGGAAAUUGGUUAAAAAAAUAUAUGGUCUUUUUUCUGCAACAUCAAGGUAUAUGUUGACGCUUACAUAGGUCUGGUGAUAAUGUUCCCCUUUAAAAACGUGAGAGCGUUCCUGUCAAAUAGAGGAUCUUUGACUCACAAUUUCCUCAGACAGUAAGCCCCAAUCAUAUACAGUAGGAAAGGGAUUCAUCACGGUUGACCUGACACAUGAAACGUGACGAAUUGAGUGGGUGCACUGUUUAAUUCAGCCGCCAGAUGGCAGUAGUGUUGAAUAUCUUAAAAUGUGUUUUGUGGCAAUUCCAAAGUUGACCACAGCGCCAGUUGCCAUGUCUAGUGGCACUUUCCAUCAUUUUCAGCAGACUGCAUUGCGAAAUGAUUAACCCCCCCUCCUCCUCUUACGCGAGGAUUUCAAUGUGAUGUUUUAGUUGACACGACAAACAAGCUAAUGGUGGCAAAGACUUUAGCACAGAUUUACGUCACGGUGGGAUGGCAAGUGCCUUCUGCUAGGUCGUCGUGUUUGAACCCGCACACGUCGCGUGGCUUCUUUUGCCUUAAAAGGACAAAUCGGAAUAGUUGACAAUUGUUCACCUCGUCGCAUGGCUUGACAAUUUAAACGUGUGUAUUUGAAACAGGCGAUAGUCUUAACGCAGAACGUCCAAAAUAUCUUCCCCACGAGCCCCUUUUCAAAAGAAAAACAAACAAACAUUUCACCAUGGUGUCAGUAUGGGAUUACCCACCUGCAGUACCCCGGAGGACCUACAGGGGGGAUGAAUAAAGCUCGGUGUUGCGUUCAGGGUCCGGUCAGGGCAAUGUUUUGUCUCUCUCUUCAAACAGGGUGCAACUUUGACUUCUGUUGACCAAUGUUGUCUCUGAGACUCUUCUUGUGACGCAAACACACGUGUUGCACUCUGAAGGACUUUUUCAACAACUUUCCUAAUGUAUCUUUUGGUCAUUAGAGCAAAUAUGGAUUUUUUUUUUUCAAUGUUGAUUCGUCAUUUUGUUUUGGGGCUUGGGGAGAGAGUCAUGAAAUAAAAUGGACUCCUCAUUUGUAAAUGUUUUAUUUAAUUCCAAGAAUGUGCCACAAAAGGCCAAUAAUUAUUUUAUCAAUUUGUUUACAUUGAAUUAUUUUGUUCAUGUUUGAUUAUUUUAAUUUAUUAAAAACAACAAUAAAUGUACAAGUAACAUCUACGCCAGGGGUGUCAAACGUACGGCCCCAUGGCCGGAUCAGGCCCGCGUACAGGUUUUAUCCGGCCCACGGGAUGAGUUUGCCAAGUAUAAAAAUUUGCUGAAAUUUUUGAAUGAAAGAAACUGCUGUUCCAAAUGUGUCCACUGGAUGUCACAAUAGCAAUUUUUUGUAUCGUUGUAGAUGAUGCUACAUAUGUACAAAAUAAACCAUAUGUUAGUACAUCAGUCGAGGAAAAUGAUCAAACUACAUAAAUAACAUCCUGAAUUUGAUUUUGAUAUAAUUUUUUAUCUUGAUACAUUGAAAAUUAACAACAAAAUCACAUAAUUUAUUCAGAAAAUAUAAAUAACGACAAAUAAAGAUAGAAUACUAUUAACCGCAACAUGUAAGUGUAAAAACCCCCCAACAACAUUAUGAUUUGUACAAUUUCAGAAUGUGCUUGUUCUAUUUUUAAACAAAGAAAACAAUCUGAAGUUGUCUUUGUUUUUAAGUUAUCGUGCCGUGAUUUUACCAGUCCGGCCCACUUGGGAGUAGAUUUUUCUCCAUGUGGCCCCUGAUCUAAAAUGAGUUUGACACCCCUGAUCUAGGCACUUAAAUUUAAUGUAUUAAAAAUAUUUUUUUCUUUGAAAUAUUUCAUUUUGUUGUAUAUAAAGUGUUGUUUUAAAGCCAGGGUAGGAAACCUUGUGUUGCUCACCAGAACAUUUGAUCCAUAGACCUCAUAUGAACAUAAAGCCCCCAAAACAUAAAAUAUUUAUAUUUUAUAUGAGUAUUUCAGCACAUUUUUAAUAUUUGUUAUCAACCAAAUAACAUAAUUAUUCACAUUAUUAUGGGCAUUUACCAGAGUCACACAUUUAACUUCUAAGUAUUUUUUUCUGUCCGGCCAUGUAAUUGGUCAAAUAUGUCAAAUAUUAGAUAUAUUAUUUUUAAAAAAUACAAAAUUUAACAUGAAACCUGCAAAAUGUAAAACAACUAACUAAUGUUCCCACCCUUGCUUUAAAACACAAACAGCUGUCGAGUGAAUGUAAAGAUGGAGCCAAUCAUUUCAACUUGAUUUGAAAUAAAGCAGCGAGUCAACACAACGUGUCCUGAAAUAAAACAAUUUGAUGUUUUUACUUUCAUGAUGAUCAUUUUUCAAGUGUUUCUUUGAGGAAGUGGACUCACGUUACUGUAAAUACCAACCAGCCAUCGAUGCAAUAAAGACACAUGGGAGGCCCGCUGAUGCGAGACACGACAAGGCCGCCCUUGCAUUGCUCGUCUCUUCUCCCACUUUCACUCAUUUUUCUUCUUCUUUUACUUUCUGCUGUUUCCAUGAUUCUUCGACUUUCCCGCUGAUCUCAAAAAGCUUCAGGCAAAAAUAAAGUCCGAAACCACUGCAAAUGAUUAAAACAUGACAAAAGAAAAGUAAAACAGGAGAGCUGUUACUCCAAACACAUUUUAAAGGAACUGUGUAUGUAAAAAAAAAAACACAAAAAAAAACAAUACAUGUAUGUGAUUGAAAAUAAACAAAAUCUUUGAUCUUGGA
Nerophis lumbriciformis (worm pipefish) is the source of this 7729-nucleotide messenger RNA. It is a transcript of the gene mapk10, whose product is annotated as mitogen-activated protein kinase 10. Gene Ontology annotation, biological process: protein phosphorylation. The record is from RefSeq and is a predicted model, not a curated record. NCBI's taxonomy places the organism in Eukaryota, Metazoa, Chordata, Actinopteri, Syngnathiformes, Syngnathidae. Gene Ontology annotation, molecular function: MAP kinase activity; ATP binding.